AUCUCUCAGGGCUUCCUGGGGUUCAGAGCAGAGUAGUAAGGUCUUCUCUACCCACCCUACCUAGACCUGACCAUGCAGUUCACAAACCACAGCCAUCAGAACCCAAACUCUUUUCUGCUCAUGGGAAUUCCUGGCCUGGAGGCAUCCCACUUUUGGAUUGCAUUUCCCUUCUGCUCCAUGUAUACCCUGGCAGUGCUUGGCAACAUGGCAGUGCUACUGGUAGUGCGAUCAGAGCCUGCCCUGCACCAGCCCAUGUACCUGUUCCUGUGCAUGCUGUCCAUCAUUGACCUGGUACUAUGUACUUCUACUGUGCCCAAGCUUCUUGCUCUUUUUUGGACAAAUGCUACUGAAAUCAAAUUUGGGGCCUGUGCUACUCAGAUGUUCUUUAUCCAUGGCUUUUCAGCUGUCGAAUCUGGUAUCCUGCUAGCAAUGGCCUUUGACCGCUACUUGGCCAUCUGCCGGCCACUGCACUAUGGGUCAUUGUUGCCCCCAGAGGCUGUGGGCAAGCUGGCAGCUGCUGCUGUGUUUCGUGGCUUAGGGCUCAUGACCCCACUCACCUGUUUACUGGCAAGACUGAGCUACUGUAGCCGAGUGGUGGCCCACUCCUACUGUGAGCAUAUGGCUGUGGUAAAGCUGGCUUGUGGGGGCACACGGCCAAACAACAUAUAUGGCAUCACUGCUGCCACACUGGUGGUGGGCACAGACUCCAUUUGCAUCGCUGUCUCCUAUGCACUCAUCCUCCGGGCUGUGUUAGGCCUUUCUUCCAAAGAGGCAAGGGCUAAGACAUUUGGCACUUGUGGCUCCCACCUUGGUGUCAUCCUUCUCUUCUAUACACCAGGACUCUUUUCAUUCUACACACAGCGCUUUGGCCAGCAUGUACCCCGGCACAUCCACAUCCUCCUGGCUGACCUCUACCUUGUUGUACCACCCAUGCUAAAUCCCAUCAUCUAUGGCUUGAAGACCAAACAGAUCUGGGAUGGAGCCCUCCGACUGAUGAAGCAGGGCAUUGUUCAGUCUUAA
Ailuropoda melanoleuca (giant panda) is the source of this 1020-nucleotide messenger RNA. RefSeq names its product putative olfactory receptor 52P1. Gene Ontology annotation, molecular function: olfactory receptor activity; G protein-coupled receptor activity. NCBI's taxonomy places the organism in Eukaryota, Metazoa, Chordata, Mammalia, Carnivora, Ursidae. Gene Ontology annotation, biological process: G protein-coupled receptor signaling pathway. Gene Ontology annotation, cellular component: plasma membrane. The record is from RefSeq and is a predicted model, not a curated record. Bases 73 to 1020 code for a protein of 315 amino acids. The transcript has a single exon.